Messenger RNA from Rattus rattus (black rat), 3769 nucleotides. It is a transcript of the gene Ssh1, whose product is annotated as slingshot protein phosphatase 1. Lineage: Eukaryota; Metazoa; Chordata; Mammalia; Rodentia; Muridae. The transcript is spliced from 15 exons. Gene Ontology annotation, molecular function: protein tyrosine/serine/threonine phosphatase activity; actin binding. The record is from RefSeq and is a predicted model, not a curated record. Gene Ontology annotation, cellular component: cytoplasm. Gene Ontology annotation, biological process: protein dephosphorylation; negative regulation of actin filament polymerization; actin cytoskeleton organization. Bases 50 to 3175 code for a protein of 1041 amino acids.
GCGGCUGCCGGGCCGGCUGCUGGAGGCCCCGGGCCGGGCCCGCGCCGCGAUGGCCCUGGUGACCCUGCAGCGCUCUCCCACGCCCAGCGCCGCGUCGUCCUCCGCAAGCAACAGCGAGUUGGAAGCUGGCAGCGAUGAAGACCGGAAGUUGAACCUCAGCUUGAGCGAGAGCUUUUUCAUGGUGAAAGGAGCGGCCCUCUUCCUACAGCAGGGAAACAGCCCGCAGGGCCAGCGGAGUCUUCAGCACCCUCACAAGCAUGCAGGUGACCUGCCUCAGCACCUGCAAGUGAUGAUCAACCUCCUGCGCUGUGAAGACAGAAUCAAACUGGCCGUGCGCCUAGAGAGCGUCUGGACCGACCGUGUCCGCUACAUGGUUGUGGUGUACACCAGCGGGCGCCAGGACACCGAGGAGAACAUCUUGCUGGGAGUUGACUUUUCCAGUAAGGAGAGCAAAAGCUGUACAAUCGGGAUGGUCCUUCGACUGUGGAGCGACACCAAGAUCCACCUUGAUGGGGACGGGGGGUUCAGUGUGAGCACGGCGGGCAGGAUGCACAUAUUCAAGCCAGUGUCUGUCCAGGCCAUGUGGUCUGCCUUGCAAGUGCUUCACAAGGCCUGUGAAGUGGCUCGGAGACAUAACUACUUCCCGGGGGGAGUGGCGCUCAUCUGGGCCACCUACUAUGAGAGCUGCAUCAGCUCCGAGCAGAGCUGCAUCAAUGAAUGGAACGCCAUGCAGGACCUGGAGUCCACGAGGCCCGACUCCCCCGCGCUGUUCGUGGACAAGCCGACAGAAGGGGAAAGAACUGAGCGUCUCAUUAAAGCCAAACUCCGGAGUAUCAUGAUGAGCCAGGACCUUGAGAAUGUGACUUCUAAGGAAAUCCGAAAUGAGCUGGAGAAGCAAAUGAACUGCAACCUGAAAGAGUUCAAGGAAUUCAUCGAUAACGAGAUGCUGCUCAUCUUGGGCCAGAUGGACAAGCCCUCCCUCAUCUUCGACCAUCUUUAUCUUGGCUCCGAGUGGAAUGCAUCCAAUCUGGAGGAGCUGCAGGGCUCAGGGGUCGACUACAUUUUAAAUGUCACUAGAGAAAUCGACAAUUUUUUCCCUGGCCUGUUUGCAUACCAUAACAUCCGAGUAUAUGAUGAGGAGACCACGGACCUUCUUGCCCACUGGAAUGAGGCCUAUCAGUUCAUAAACAAAGCGAAAAGGAACCAUUCCAAGUGCCUGGUCCAUUGCAAGAUGGGCGUGAGCCGGUCUGCAUCCACGGUCAUAGCAUACGCCAUGAAGGAGUUUGGCUGGCCCCUGGAGAAAGCGUUUAACUACGUGAAACAGAAGCGCAGCAUCACGCGGCCCAACGCAGGCUUUAUGAGGCAGCUGUCGGAGUAUGAAGGUAUCCUGGAUGCAAGCAAACAGCGACAUAACAAACUGUGGCGCCAGCAGCCGGCAGAUGACCCCAUAGCAGAGCCCAGUGAGUUCUUGCCAGAGACCUUGGAUGGCACCCUGGAUACUCAGCUGCCCUGUUUGGAAGAUGCCACCCACCCCGGGCUCCCGAGAAGCCUACCCUCGGGAGGACCCUCUCUCCCCUGUUGUUUCCGAAGACUCUCGGACCCCCUCCUCCUUCCCCACCGUGAUGGUGCGGGUGGCCUGGUCCACUUAGAAGACCUUGAGAGGGAUGCUCUGUUAGAGGAUGAGGCUCAGCCAGUGGAGGUGCGCAAGCUGAUCCCGAGUCCCCAGGAAGGUGACAGGCUGUGUGAAAAGGAUGUAAAGAGGAAACUGGAGUUUGGGAGCCCCAAAGCCCGCAGCGGCUCUUUGCCUCAGGUGGAGGAGCUGGAGAAGGACGGCAGCCCAAGACCGGGGAGGUGGAGGCGGGCCUCCACGCAGCUGGAGAGAGGUUUGCUUGACCAGGAAAACCUAAAUAACAACAACAGCAAGAGGAGCUGUCCCGAUGACUUUGAGCGUGAUGCGGUGUUUGGGAUCCUCAGCAAAGUGAAGCCUCCCUAUACAUCCUGUGCCGACUGCAUGUACCCGGCAGCUGGCGGGGCUCCUGAGGCCUUCAUGGAGCGGCAUGAAGACCCCAGCUCCUCUGCCAUCUGCACCCAGCCGACCUUCCUCCCCCACGUCACGUCUUCCCCAAUGGCCCACACGAGCAGCAGGUCCCGAGCUCCGGAGAGGCCAACCUCAGGUCCAGCCAACACCUCUCCAUUCCUACUACCAGCGGGCUCCAGGAAGCCAGAUGUCAGUGGUUCUGGAGCCGGGUCUGCCCCGGAACCACCAGCAAGCCUUCCAGAGCCUUCCAGAGAGACCUCGAAAGCCCUUCAGAAAUCUCUCCCGUCGAAGAAUUCCCACUGUGAUAAGAACGCAGCCAAUACGGAGGCGGCGGCAAAGGAAGAACUGUCGACCAAGAAAGAUCCGAAGCCCUCAAAGGACCUGAGGCUCCUGUUCAGUCAAGAGGGGGAGAAGCCGACCGCCAAUAGCUACCUGAUGCAACAUCAGGAGUCCAUCAUCCAGUUGCAGAAGGCAGGCCUGGUCCGAAAGCACACCAAAGAGCUGGAGAGGUUGAAGAGCCUGCCUUCAGACUCACCAUCUACCUGCCGGGACAGUGCCGCCAGCAGGUUGGAGGCCAGCAUCCCCGAGGAGGGUCAGGAGCCUGCACACCCAGCCCUAGACAGCCAAGCUGGAACUGAAGAGAAGCCUGUGGGCGGAGCCUCACAGAAGAGCCCUCCGCCUACCCUCCUCCUCCGCCUAGAUCACACCAGUAAAGACUUCUCUAAAGACUUCCUGAAGUCCGCGUGCUACACCCCCACCCCCUCCUCCAUCAGCUCCAACCUGACCCGGAGCUCCAGCAGCGACAGCAUCCACAGUGUCCGAGGGAAGCCAGGGCUGGUGAAGCAGCGGGCGCAGGAGAUCGAGACGCGGCUCCGCCUGGCCGGCCUCACCGUGUCCUCCCCACUGAAACGUUCCCAUUCCCUCGCCAAGCUGGGAAGUCUCAACUUCUCCACGGAGGACCUGUCCAGUGAGGCUGACACGUCAACCAUCGCCGACUCACAGGAUGCCAAGUGCACUCUCUCUUCCUUCUUGCCCGAACCCCAGGCCGCACCUAGGGACCCCUCUGCGACCUCCAAACCAUCAGGGAAAUCCGCCCCAGAGAACUUGAAAAGCCCAGUGAGGGUGAACAAAAGCUGACUAGCUUCCGGCUCUGCGAGGUCUUCAUAACGUCUUGAUCCGCUCUCGAGUCUUGAUUUGUGUUAACGACUUCAGCCUUCUGAGCUUUCCCCGCCUAGAACCUGUGAGGGGGGACACCCAGGGGUGGGGCCUGGGCAACCCGGGAACUGUCAGCCCGGAGUCCGGUUCAGAUGCAUACACACAGACUGGGGCUUUGUCUCCGUUGUUGGGAGUGUGUACCUGACAUGCGCCAAGCCCUCGCUUUGAUUCCCCAGCAGCCCAUAAAAACCAGACAAGGCUGCACACACCCACAUCCCAACACUGGAGGUGGAAGCAGAAGGAUUAGAAGUUCAAAGUCAUCUUCAGCUACUUGGUGAGUGUUGGGCCAGCCUGGUGGAGAGAGUGAGAGAAAAAAAAAAAACUGUGUGUACAUACAAAAUACUCAGUUUGCAACGAGUAAAGGAGCCACAGUGGUGAGGUCCCCGCUGCCCAUGUUCCUGGCUCAAUCCGGUCCUCGAGGGAGAAUCCUCCAAGGACAACACAAGGCCUACCUCUCCGCUCACUGUGCAUUUCAUUUAUAAAAUAGUAAUGACCAAGGCUCGAUCCGAGGAACAA